AAUCAAUUUUAGACAUAGGAUAUAAUAUAAUACUUAAGAAAGUCAUGUGUUUUUGUUUUUUUUUUUCAGUUGGUCACUGGAGCCAGAACUCUUGGGCAGGAUUCCAAAUAAUAAUGAAAAUGUUGAAUGUCACUUGUCUUGUCUUGCACAGAAAUGCUCUUAGAAGUCCAUGGUUUGCUAGUUAUUUGGAAAUCUCUCACCCCUUUGUUCUAGAAAAAUAUUCCGGUUUUUGUGUGUGUUGCCCUUUGCCAUACUCAAACAUUUCGGAAAUGGAAAUAAGGAAGCAGUAGUUUCUUAGAAAAACUAUAGAUGAAUGGAACAGGAACUGCAAAAUUAGCAAAAUGUAACAGGAACUGUUGAUCUGGUACAUUAUUGCUUUUGCUUAUUUUUUUCUCCUUUGCUAGGAGACCUGUUAUGAUGAUGUGUGUUAUACUCACCACACUUCCCAGCUUCAGCUUUUCUAUCGCAGUGACCGAGGUUCAAAAAAAUAUUAAUGGUCCUGUGGAUAUCUUACCUGAUAAUUUACCUGACCUGCCAGUUUCUCUGGUUCUGACUUCCUUGAUUGUGGUUGAUAUUAUUGAAAAACUCAGGAUAUAUCCUCUUAGAGGGCGGCUAAAGAGUAACGAUGAUAGGCACGGUCAUACAGCUACUUUGCAGGAAAUAAAAACUGUGACGGACCAAGUGAAGCAAAAUGAAGAAAGCACUUCACCUCCUCAGCCGGCUAGGAGGACCGAGGCAUCACGGCCAUCGGCAACAAGGAUGCAGAACCCCGCUCCAGUGCUGGCGAGACCCCAAGAGCCCUCCUUUCACUCGGGAGUCCUGGGAAAUAUGUCCCAGCAGGACGACCGUGCCCAGAUCUUCCUGUGGAGCUUUGUGCUGUGGUCUGACACCAUAGAAAUGGUGCGCGUGGCUGGCCACUCCGCCGUGUAUAAGUCAGGCUGGCUAUACCCAGUCUACAUAUUCAGUUUUAUUUCUCUCCUUCGAAUUAUAUUAACUCCUCAGAACCCUCUUCUGAAUUCCCUGGACAUCCUUCUCCAGGAUUUACCCUUUAUUUUUGUUAGACUUAGUUUAGUCAUUGCCCUGGGAACUAUCACACCUGUACUGGGCCUUUGUAAAAACAUACUGGUGACUCUCUCUUAUGUGUACUUCAAUCACAUAACCAAAUUCAGGGCUUUCUCUACUUUUGAAACGUCUUCAUUUUAAAGAGAAAAUGUAAUAUAGUCAAACCUCUGCAUUAUGCAUGUGUACACAUUUGUAAUUUUUUUUUUCUGGGCAUAAGUUUUUGUACUGUGUAAAGAAAUGAAUACAUUGUAGAGAAUACACUAUUUUUAAUAACUGUAGCAUAUCACUUUUAAAAAAAUAUAUUCAAAUGAUGUUAAAUUUAAGCAAAGUUUUAUUCUGAUGUUAACUCCCCUGUAUCUCUAGAAAAUGUUAGUCAUUUUAGUUAUGUAUACCACACUUUUUCUCAAAACACUCUUCAUUAAAGCUUUAAAAAAAUUAGAACGUGUUUUCCCACUAAGUUAGCCCAAGAAUGAGAUUCUUAUCAUUUAUAUAAAUUAAAGAGCAUUACAAGACUUAGUGAGAACUGUUUUUUUAGAAAAUACACCUCAAGUUCUUGAAUAAUUUUUAGAUUAUACUUUUUAACAAUUUGAAUUGUAGUUUUAGGGUCUUCUUCACACAUGGGAUUAUGUUCUUUAAUACACUGUGGCAAGUGACUUUUAUGUAAUCGACGAAUUUCAGCAUAAACAGCAAUUCAGUUUAACAGAUGUUUGGUUCAGUUUGAGGCACAGUUCUUUCACUAGUACUGAAGUAUUAAUGUAAAUACUGUUUAGUAGAAUGAAGUCUAGGUACAUCAGUAAUACCUAAAGUUUUAUAAUAGGAAGAAGCCAUACACUGAAGAUGUGGAUUUCAAAGAAUAUUUUGUUUGUGGAAUUUCAGACCAUCCUAAAAACAGUUGCACACCCUGUUUAGAAUUAGACAUUCAGCUUAUGAACAUAGCAGCAAAUGCUUAGUGUUUUAUGUGAUAAUAUGUAAUGAAUAUCUUGAUAUUAAGUGAUUAGAUACAUAAUUGUGAAAUUUGCUUUCACUAUAUUGGGACACUCUUGGAUAUUCAGCUGCUAGAAAAAUUUGGGAGGCUUAUGUGUGCAGAGUAAUGUGUUAAACUAGCAAGUCUCUUCAGUGAUCUGUGGCAACAAAUAGCUUAAGGAUAGAUAACUUAACUGCCACCCCUACUCUCCACCAAAUUCCCCAGUCUCAGUGGCCCCCUGUGCUUUAUGGUUUUUCCUCACACUAUAAAAAAAGAUCUAUUCACAGUUAUUAAAAGCUUAGCUUCUAGCUUUAUGACUUGGGGCAAGUUCUUUGACCACCGUAAGCCCUAGUUUCCACAUCUAAAACAUGAGACUAAUAACAGUACCUUAGUAGGUUAGAAUUGUACUUUAAGAAAAUUGAGAGGAUUAUAUGAGAUAGGAAAUGCUCUCAUGACAUUGUCUGGCAAACAAUAAUAACCCGAUAAAUUCUCAAUAUUUCAAAUAUACCAAAUCCCAGAGAAACAAGUAGCUAAAUGCAUUGUUUUAAUUUUCCUGUCUCAUUCUUUGCUGCAUCCCUGUUUACUGUCUGGGAAUAAAAAUUUUAACCAUGCAUUUGUGAAAAAUAAUAUGUAAAGUCUUAAGAUUACCUCAGAUUAUAAUUUUUCACCAAGUAGUAUUAGGUUCAAAAUGAGCAAAUAUACAGAUUAAAGUUGUUGUGGCUAUUGAUUCAUCAGGCAUUUGACUGUCCCUCCUGAGUUUUCAUAGAGCCUAAUUGUAGCACUCUGUUAAGACUUUCAUUAUGGAUUGGCUUUAUUGAGUUCCCCAUUAAUGUUUAAGUCCUUAAUCUUGUUUAACAAUGUAUCUCUCACCUCAUCUGUCAAUCCAACAGGAACUUCUAAUACUUCUAACUCUUAAAAAAUGAGAAUUGAAAUCAUUUCUUUCAAAUAAUGCUAUGAUAAUCUUUUUUAAUUAAGGAAAACCUAUGAUGAGGUAGUUGAUUUGUAAUAUUCUUAUUUAUGAAGUAUUUUACAUACAUUUAUAUUUAUCUUUAUGUUGGAAUUUGUAGAGUGAACAGUGCUCAAACUCUAAAUAUUACUGAGUUUAGAAUGCAUUUUGUGUCUAAUAUUUGAAUAUGGAUGUACCUGAUAUAUUGGGAAGUCAUAACACUUUAUCCAAAUAGUAAAGUCAUGUACAUGUAGGAGGAAAAUUAUUGAGUAACUAAUUUAAUUUAGUAUUUUAUUUCAAGAGUAUACACAUGUUUAUAAAGUUCAAGUCUAUGUUUUUUUAUAUUUAAUGCUUUUCAGUAUUUUGUUUAAUUAAAA
Molecule: messenger RNA, 3349 nt
Organism: Leptonychotes weddellii (Weddell seal)
Lineage: Eukaryota; Metazoa; Chordata; Mammalia; Carnivora; Phocidae
Gene: TMEM236
Product: transmembrane protein 236
Source: RefSeq, a predicted model, not a curated record